AUGGAUGCAGAGGAGGAAGAUGAAGUAUCAGAGCAGGAGGAAGACGAAGAUCCAGAUGAGGACGGCGUGAGAAAGCGAAAAGAUUACGAUAUUUUCGCCACAGAGAGAGUAUGGAUUCAGGAGUUAUUUGUUCGGCAAAGUCUCAGUGAGCGGAUUGAAGAAUGGGAAACUCCUAAGAUUUCUGGUCCAAAAGCACCUAAGAAAGCUCCGACAAAGACCAAAGCUAAACCUAAGGAGGGGACUGCAUCAGGGUCUAUUCUGAAAUAUAUGAGUGUUUCAAAACCCAACGACAUGGAAAAGCCCAGAGGAAAAAAACCGGAAAUUAGAAUCUGCGAGGAUUUGGAUGCCCUUACAUUCACUGAAUCACAAAGGUCUUGUGAUGCGUCUGGACCAGAGGAACCCUUUGCUGAACGCAGGCGUAGUCGUUCAAUCACUCGGAAAUGUGUUGUUGAAGGGCUGGGGCCGAGGAAAACGGCUGAGGGUUCCAGCUCUAAAACUUCAAAGCCCCAAAAGAAGCCUACAAAAUGCCAGCGAGAGGAGAGUUCUGAGGGAUCUGAUGGAGAUUACUCAAAUCUCCGAAGAGCUUGCAGUACGCCUUCCGCCAUUGAGGAUGCGCAACCACCUCUAGAUCAUCACUCUUCUAUACAUAUACUUGAGGACUCAUUGCCGGAGCCUUUGUAUGACUUGCCUUGCCCGUCACGUUCUUAUUCACCACCAUCAUCAUUGGCACCUCGAACCCGCCUAACAUACGAGACAAUAACGAUUGAAUCAUCACCAGCUCCUGCUCCUGACAUUGACGAUUUAUGUACCAAUAAUUCACCGCCCAAUACACCCACCAAGAGAUAUAGAUCAUCUGGUAUCACAGAGGCCCCACCGCGAUCAAGCACACAAACUCAAGAAUAUGAAAUGCCCGAAAUAAGGACGCCUUCACCAGAUAGAUUUUCUAACAUAGAAUUAUCUCCGCCACAUACACCAACGGCUGAGUUUGGACGUCUCCAGGUAGUGGACUUAGUUGGAGAUGAUGAAUAUGAUGUCGGCGAGAAAACCAUAGACAGUACUCUCGACUUUUCGCCGUCCGCCCAUUUAAGCCCAAAUAUCACUACAAAGCGGAAAGGAAGGAAAGUGAAAACGAAAGAUCUCGAGCAACAGUCACCAGAGAUUCUCAAAGAGAAGAAGAAGAAAUAUAUCCUCACUUCCCCCGUUCCAUUUCCGAUUCCUGUUGCACGUUGUCAUCGCCCUACCUCACCUUUGAGGAGGGUUUUUUCCGCUUCUGAUACGGCAGAUAUCGUCACCUCUCCCAUAGAGACAGUGGAUGCCCCCCCAGUGGAAGCUCAAGAUGAGCAUGCUAGUUUUUAUCCUCCUUCUAAAGAAAUAACAACGCAAACUGGAGCGGAUAUUGUAAAUAGGAACUCGGAUAUCAUCACAGGUACUGAUGUUUCCAUAGAAAUAACGCAAGAUAUUCAAGUGGAAAUAUUAGACGACGAGUUGGACAUCACCGCCGCUCCCGUUGCUCGUAAGAAGACAACGCAAGAAGCCAGACGAAGCGUGGCAAGCAAAAUAACAUGCAGCGAAGGCGCUACUGCGUCCACGAAAUUGGAAAAAGGGCCCGUUGUGGCUAAUGGCAAGACUACUAAAAGGAUUGCAUUGAGAGAAAGUCUGGAUGGUCAUUGGGAGUUCAUCGAAGAUGAUUGGAGCAUCCGUGAAGGAAAGACGCUGUGGGAGGAUGUGGACGUUGUAGACCUGACGGGUGAUGAUUAA
Molecule: messenger RNA, 1758 nt
Organism: Morchella importuna
Lineage: Eukaryota; Fungi; Ascomycota; Pezizomycetes; Pezizales; Morchellaceae
Exons: 1
Coding region: 1-1758 (585 amino acids)
Source: RefSeq, a predicted model, not a curated record